GAUCGGCUACUGACGUCGCCAUGUCCACCUCGGAUGAUGUGGACGGGAUGGUCCGUCCUCACUAUGGCUCUGUGCUGGACGAUGAAAGGCUUACAGCAGAGGAGAUGGAUGAGAGGAGGCGUCAAAAUGUAGCCUAUGAAUACCUCUGUCAUUUGGAGGAAGCAAAGAGAUGGAUGGAGGCCUGCUUGAUGGAGGACCUACCUGCUACUACAGAACUUGAAGAGGGUCUCAGAAAUGGAGUCUACCUGGCAAAACUCGGAAACUUCUUUAGCCCAAAAGUUGUGUCACUAAAGAAAAUCUAUGAUCGGGAACAGACCAGAUAUCGUGCUACUGGCCUUCACUUCCGGCACACAGACAAUGUGAUUCAGUGGCUCAAUGCAAUGUCAGAGAUUGGCCUUCCAAAGAUCUUUUAUCCUGAGACUACAGACAUCUAUGACCGGAAGAAUAUGCCCCGUUGUAUAUACUGCAUCCAUGCCUUGAGUUUGUACCUGUUUAAACUUGGCUUGGCCCCACAGAUCCAGGACUUGUACGGGAAGGUCGAAUUUACAGCGGAAGAGAUUGAUAUCAUGAAGAGUGAACUGGAGAAGUAUGGCAUUCAAAUGCCAGCAUUUGGCAAAAUUGGGGGGAUCUUGGCCAGUGAGCUGUCAGUGGAUGAAGCUGCAUUGCAUGCCGCUGUAAUUGCCAUCAACGAAGCAAUUGAUCGAGAAGUUCCUGCGGAAACCUUCACCGCACUCAAGAAUCCCAAUGCCAUGCUAGUGAACCUUAAUGAGCCUCUGGCUAAUGUGUAUCAGGAUGCACUCUAUCAAGCAAAGCAGCAUAAAAUGGGCAAUGCUAAGAAGCGGGUGAAGAGUGCAGGAGAUGAGCGGGAUGUAUAUGAGGAACUACUGACCCAAGCAGAAAUUCAAGGCAAUGUCAACAAAGUAAACUUGCGAGCAGCCAUAGACCGCGUUGACUAUGCAUUGGAGUCCGGCAGCCCUCCUGUCUUGUUUGAUGCACUUAGCAGUCAAUCACUUUCAAUGAGAGGACUGCAGAGAGACAAUGCUGAGUGGUAUCUAAAACAGCUGCAGAGCGAUAAGCAGCAGAAACUAGAGAAUGGCCUCAGUGGACCCUUACAGAAGGAAGAGUUACAGGCUGGAGUUGAUGGUGCCAAUGGCCUAUCUCAGCAGUUACAGAGAAGGAUGACUGCAGUCGUCAGGAUUAAUAAUGCCAUCCGAAACGGCGUUGCUGAAGAGACGGUGCAAGAGCUGAUGAACCCAGAUGCCCAGCUGCCAGAAGUAUACCCAUUUGCACAAGAUCUGUAUCAAAGAGAACUGGCCACACUGCAGCAGCAGAGCCCAGAGGGUAACCUCACUCACCCAGAGCUCUCAGUUGCUGUGGAAAUGUUGUCCUCUGUGGCUCUAAUUAACAGAGCUUUGGAUGCCGGAGAUGUAAACACUGUUGGUAAGCAGCUGACCAUUCCCGUCACUGGUCUGAUGGACGUGGAAGAUGAGAACCUUCAGAGGUACGUAGAUGAACUGAUUAAGCUAAAACAACAGGCUCGGGAAGAAGGGAAUGAGUUUAUUACAUGGAAUGACAUCCAAGGCGCUGUUACACAGGUUAAUAAUACAGUACAUGAAGAGCAUGCCAGGAUAUUGGCUAUUGGGCUCAUCAAUGAAGCUUUGGAUGAAGGGGAUCCUAGGAAGACCCUACAAGCCCUACAGCUGCCAGCAGCAAAACUGGAAGGAGUAGAUCCUAAUGUAGCUCAGCAUUACCAAGACACCCUGGUCCGAGCAAAAAGAGAGAAGGCUCAGGAAACAAAAGAUGACUCUGCAGUUCUGUGGCUGGAUGAAAUCCAAAACGGAAUAUUGCGCUCCAACGGUGAAACAGAAGACGCCCAAAGAUUCGCUCGUGGUAUCUUGGCUGUUAACGAGGCUGUAGACAGAGGUGACAGUGCCCAGACGCUCAGUGCCCUGAGAUCUGCAGAUGUUGGACUCUACGGCGUGACAGCAGAAUGUGCUCAGACCUAUCAAAAUGAGUUGGCGGAAUUAAAGAGCAAUAAAACCGCACAAGGGGACAAUGGAAGCGAGUGGGUACAGCACUGGGUGAAAGGUGGUUAUCAUUAUUACUUUAAUCUGCAUAGUAAUGAUGGUGGAUGGGAAGAACCACCAGGAUUUGCACCGAACAAUACUCAGCUCUCCAAAGAGGACAUUCAGGCUACCAUUUCAGGUGUUUCAGCUGCAUAUAACCGGAAACAACUAUGGCUUGCCAAUGAAAACCUUAUUACUAAACUGCAAGCCCGGUGUCGUGGCUAUCUCAUACGCAGGCAGUUUAACACUAGGAUAAAAUUCUUAAAGGAACAGGUCCCUGCUGUAACAUGUAUUCAGGCCCAUUACAGAGGACAGAAGCAGAGGAAGGCAUUCAGAGAUCGCAAGGCGUAUCUGAACAAUCACAGUGAUGAAGUUGUUAAGAUUCAGUCCUACACAAGAAUGUAUCAGGCCAGGAAGCGCUACAGAGAUAGACUAAAGUACUUCAGAGACCACAUUGAUGAUAUUGUAAAAAUCCAAGCCUUCAUCCGAGCUAACAAAGCACGAGAUGACUACAAAACCUUGAUCAAUGCCGAAAACCCACCCAUGGCAGUAGUCCGUAAAUUUGUCCAUCUUCUGGACCAAAGUGACCAGGAUUUCCAGGAGGAGCUCGAAGUCAUGAAGCUGAGGGAGGAAGUAGUGACCCUAUUGAGAUCCAACCAGCAGCUAGAAAAUGAUCUUAAUCUCAUGGACAUCAAGAUUGGGCUUCUUGUAAAAAACAAAAUUACAUUACAGGAUGUUGUCUCCCAUAGUAAGAAGUUGACUAAGAAGAACAAGGAGCAGCUCUCUGAUAUGAUGGCAUUAAACAAGCAGAAGGGAGGCUUAAAGGCACUAAGCAAAGAGAAGCGAGAGAAGCUGGAAGCUUACCAGCAUCUCUUCUAUUUACUGCAGACUAAUCCAACCUACUUGGCAAAACUGAUUUUCCAAAUGCCCCAAAACAAGUCUACCAAGUUCAUGGACUCUGUUAUAUUUACUCUCUAUAAUUAUGCAUCCAAUCAAAGAGAAGAAUACCUACUCUUGCGCCUCUUCAAGACCGCCCUCCAGGAGGAGAUCAAAUCUAAAGUGGACAUGAUUCAAGAAAUAGUCACAGGAAACCCCACUGUAAUCAAGAUGGUGGUAAGUUUUAACCGAGGGGCUCGUGGACAGAAUGCUUUGAGGCAAAUCCUGUCACCGGUAGUGAAGGAGAUCAUGGAUGACAAGUCGCUUAACAUCAAAACUGACCCUGUGGACAUUUACAAGUCAUGGGUCAACCAGAUGGAAUCUCAGACUGGAGAAGCCAGCAAACUGCCAUAUGAUGUUACACCAGAGCAAGCAAUGUCACAUGAGGAGGUCAGGACCAGACUGGAUUCUUCCAUCAAAAACAUGCGCGCAGUGACUGACAAGUUCCUGUCUGCCAUUGUCAGCUCAGUUGAUAAGAUCCCUUAUGGCAUGCGUUACAUUGCCAAGGUCCUGAAGGAUACACUUCAUGAGAAGUUUCCUGAUGCUGGAGAAGAUGAGCUGGUCAAGAUUGUGGGAAACCUGUUGUAUUAUCGCUACAUGAACCCAGCUAUUGUGGCCCCUGAUGCCUUUGAUAUUAUUGAUAUAUCUGCUGGUGGUCAGCUCACCACAGAUCAGCGCCGAAACCUGGGCUCCAUUGCCAAGAUGCUUCAACAUGCUGCGUCCAACAAGAUGUUUUUAGGAGACAAUGCCCAUCUGAGCAUCAUCAAUGAGUAUCUCUCUCAGUCCUAUCAGAAAUUCAGACGGUUUUUCCAAUCUGCCUGUGAAGUUCCAGAGCUGGAGGAUAAGUUUAAUGUGGAUGAAUAUUCUGAUCUGGUCACCCUUACUAAGCCAGUUAUUUAUAUUUCUAUUGGAGAGAUUGUUAAUACACACACGCUCCUUCUAGACCAUCAGGAUGCAAUAGCACCAGAACACAAUGACCCGAUCCAUGAGCUGUUGGAUGAUCUUGGGGAGGUGCCUACAAUUGAGUCUCUCAUAGGUGAAGGGCCAGGAGCUGGAGCAGAUGCCAACAAGGAGGCACUAGGAAAGACUGAGGUGUCUCUAACUCUAACCAACAAGUUUGAAGUUAUAGGGGAUGAGGACGCAGAGAAGAAUGCAAGGACUAUUCUGUUAAAUACAAAACGCUUGAUUGUUGAUGUCAUUCGGUUCCAACCUGGGGAAACUUUGACAGAAAUCCUGGAAACGCCAGCAACCAAAGAACAGGAAACAGACCAUCAGAGAGCCAUGCAGAGGCGAGCAAUUCGGGAUGCAAAGACUCCAGAUAAAAUGAAAAAGGCCACAUCUCUACGACAAGACAACAAUCUAACACUGCAAGAGAAAAAGGAAAAGAUAAAAGCUGGCCUCAAGAAGCUAUCAGACCUUGGAAUGGUGAAUCCAGAAAGCCGGUACCAGGAUCUCAUUAAUGACAUUGCCAAGGACAUUCGUAAUCAAAGGCGAUAUCGGCAGAGAAGAAAGGCUGAACUGAUGAAGCUCCAGCAGACUCAUUCUGCUCUCAGCUCAAAGGCUGUGUUUUAUGAAGAGCAAGUAGACUAUUACAAGAGUUACAUCAAGACUUGCCUGGACAACCUAGCAAGCAAGGGCAAAGUGUCCAAGAAACCAGGUGGGAUGAAGAAGAGCAAGAAGAUAUCUCUUAAAUACACAGCAGCCCGGCUCCAUGAGAAAGGUGUGCUGCUAGAGAUUGAGGAUCUACAAGGGAACCAGUUUAAAAAUGUGAUCUUUGAAAUAUCUCCUACGGAAGAAGUUGGUGAUUUCGAAGUAAAAGCCAAGUUCAUGGGUGUUCAGAUGGAAACAUAUAUGCUGCAUUAUCAGGACCUUCUCCAGCUGCAGUAUGAGGGUGUUGCGGUUAUGAAGAUGUUUGACCGAGCAAAGGUCAACGUAAACCUUCUCAUCUUCCUUCUAAACAAGAAAUUCUAUGGAAAGUAAAGUCAGGAGAUCCUCAUGAUCUGGGGGCUGGAGGAGCUGGUGGAAGAGGCACCAUGUUGCCUUCCUGUCAUUGAGACAUGACAUCUACAAAACGGCGCAAAAUGCUUCUGUACACAUUAAGGGCUGUAUGCCUUCACUCUGCCAGGACUGUAUUUUACUCUGUGAUGCCACCUGUAUAAUACAGUGGUGACUACAGUGUUAAUGAAAAUUUCUCUUGGAGGUAACUUAGCAUAGAAUAGAAGUGGUCUAGCAGAGUCGCACUAUAACUGCAUAUUUAGAUACAUAUUAUACAAUGUAUUGUUUAAUGUAGUUUACAGUGAUUGUUCUAGUAUCUUCCAGGAUCACUAUUCAUUGACUGUUUUUAAACAUGGAACUGUAUGAUCUAUAUUGAAUAGUGCGGGCACUUUUUUUUUUUUUU
Molecule: messenger RNA, 5400 nt
Organism: Nanorana parkeri
Lineage: Eukaryota; Metazoa; Chordata; Amphibia; Anura; Dicroglossidae
Gene: IQGAP1
Product: IQ motif containing GTPase activating protein 1
Exons: 38
Coding region: 21-4982 (1653 amino acids)
Biological process (GO): regulation of actin cytoskeleton organization; regulation of GTPase activity
Cellular component (GO): cytoplasm; nucleus
Molecular function (GO): actin filament binding; GTPase activator activity; calmodulin binding
Source: RefSeq, a predicted model, not a curated record